Molecule: messenger RNA, 2491 nt
Organism: Oryzias melastigma (Indian medaka)
Lineage: Eukaryota; Metazoa; Chordata; Actinopteri; Beloniformes; Adrianichthyidae
Product: zinc finger protein 708
Exons: 4
Coding region: 2-1936 (644 amino acids)
Biological process (GO): regulation of transcription by RNA polymerase II
Molecular function (GO): RNA polymerase II cis-regulatory region sequence-specific DNA binding; DNA-binding transcription factor activity
Source: RefSeq, a predicted model, not a curated record
AAUGGAGGGCCGUGACUAUUCGACCAUGAUGCAUCGCGGCAGUGCAGUCCGGAUGGAGGCCUUCCGCCAUCAAGCGGAGCUAAUCCUGCACGCGGCCGUGGAAGCCGCCGUUUCCGAGCUGCUGCGGUCAGAACCCGCGGGAGUUCGGGAGGGCAGCGAGGCUCGACUGGUCGCCGUGUUGGACGCCAUGUCCAGAGUAGCCCUUCGCCAGAUCUGCAGAGUCUUCUUGGAGCUGCAAGCGAGCGUGGAGGCGGAGAACAAAGCUCUGAAGGACAGACUGAGACGGCUGGAAGGCCACACCCCCUCCAUGCAGAGCGUCAGCUCAGAUCCCAAAACCGCGCUUCACCGGAGCGAUCCCGCCCGUGAACUGAGUGAGGAGCAGCAAAAGGAGCAGGAGAGGAGGAGGAGACGCGAGCUGUACAAGGAGAAGAGGUUCUUCUGCGAGCUUUGCAGCAAAGGCUUCCACCAGCACCACCAGCUGCUGAAGCAUGGCUCCUCCCACCACAAACCGUUUCCGUGCAGUUCCUGCGACAAAGGCUUCUACGGCGAGCCGGCACUACGGCGCCACAAGGUCAGCCACCAGGUGAGGGCGGCGCAGGAGAGCGACCCUGACCGGAUGCUGUGCUGCGACAUCUGCGACAGGAAGUUCAGGCUGCUGCGGCAGCUGCGGGCGCACCAGGCGUCCCACCGGCUCCAGAGAGAUCCGCUCAAGUGCGACACCUGCGACCGCACCUUCACCUCCAAAAGCGCGCUGCGGUACCACAGCGUGUCGCACGCCAAGGUCAAGCCCUUCAUCUGCGACGUCUGUGGGAAGAGCUUCAUCAGGAAGAAGAGCCUGGCGGAGCACCAGAGCGUCCACAGCGGCGUGCGGCCGUACGCCUGCCAGACCUGCGGCAAGAGGUUCUCCACGACCGGAAACCUCCGCGUCCACAAGAGGGCGCACUCGGAGGAGCGGCCGUACAAGUGCGACCAAUGCGAUAAGGCCUUCAAGUUCAAGAUGGGGCUGCUGCAUCACCAGGUGGUUCACUCCGGAGAGAAGCCCUUCACCUGCCAGGUGUGCGGUGUGAACUUCGGACUCAAGUACAACCUGCAGAGACACAUGCGGCUGCACAGCGGCGAGAAGCCAUACAGGUGUAACCAGUGCGGUGAAGGUUUUUCUGGUACCUGGGCUCUGAAAACUCACAUGCUGGUUCACGGAGUGGCGAAGCCGUUCAUGUGCGACCUUUGUGGGAAGACCUUCUUCUACAACUGCCAGCUGCAGAAGCACCAGCAGGUGGUCCACGGGGGGAUGGGGCAUCCCAAACCGGGCGGGGAUGUGGGCCGCCGUGCGCCCGCUUCCAAACCGUUCAGUUGCAAGGCGUGUCCGAAGAGCUUUGUCAGCUGCAGCACUCUGAGGAUGCACGAGAAGAGCCACAGCCAGAGCAAGGAGUUCACCUGUGACACCUGCGGCAAGGCCUUCCACCUGCGCCACCUGUACCUGUACCACGUCCGGCAGCACAGCGGCGUCCGCCCCCAUAGCUGCGUCGUCUGCGGCAAAGGCUUCCUGCUGGCGUCUCAGCUCAAGCAGCACGAGCUGCUGCACACCGGAGUCAAGCCGCACCGCUGCGUCCACUGCGGCAAGGAGUUCCGGACGCCGCAGAACUAUCGGCGCCACUUGCUGGUCCACACCGGCGAGAAGCCGUACAAGUGCAGCGUCUGCAACCGCCAGUUCAGGCAGUCCAACCAGCUGAAGUCCCACAUGCAGCGGCACACCGGCAUCAAGCUGUACUCCUGCGGCCGCUGCCGUCUGGGCUUCUCCGACUCCCGGCAGCUCCGGAAGCACCGCUGUGGAGACCAGCCGCUUGGUGUUCCCGAAGCCGGCGGCUCUGGACGGAACCAGGACCUGCAGCCUUGGACGGCAGCAGCCUCAGCCAGAAACCCCAGACUCUCUGUGUGAAGACCUGCGGACCUUUACGUGCUGUGAUGAACUUCACCAGGACUCAGGUGUGAGGGGUCAGAGAGAGAAGACUUCACCUGGUCAGAGAGAUGUUCACCUGGACUCAGGUGCGAGGACAGAGGUGCUGUUCGGUUCUUUGAAGGUCGGAUCCACUGACAGAAGCUUCCUUCCUUCAUUCUGAUCUUCCUCCUGUGUUUUCAUGGAGAAUGUGACAUCAGCAAUGGAUUCUGGUUUUUCUUCUGGUUCAGGUUGUCAUGGCGACAUGUCAGCUGUUCAUUCAGUCCUUCUGGUUUCCUGGUGUUUUCAUUCUGUUUUAUGAAAUCAUUUAAGUGUAAUUCCUGCAGGUUUCUCAUCCAGACUGGAUCCUUCAGCUGCUCCUACAACAAUGUUCUAAGCAAACUUCCUGUUUUCAUCUUUUUCUCUGUGUUAAGCAAAGUUUGGUCUAAAAUAUUUUAUUAUUUCAAUGUUAUUCAUGCUAAUCUCAAUUGUCUUUUUACAUAGUUUAUUCUUCACUCUGGGAAGUCUACUUUUAAUAAACAUAGAAAUGAAUCAACA